This is a messenger RNA of Lactuca sativa (garden lettuce), 1131 nucleotides long. NCBI's taxonomy places the organism in Eukaryota, Viridiplantae, Streptophyta, Magnoliopsida, Asterales, Asteraceae. The record is from RefSeq and is a predicted model, not a curated record.
AUGCAUUCUGACAACAAGCUACCAACUGUUGAACUUAUCGAUCCGAUAAUUUCAGCAGAGAUACCAGACAGAAUCGAAGAUCCUGAAUUGUAUUCACUUGUAAAUGAGUUUAUGGUUCAUGGUCCAUGUGGAGCUGAAAAUAUGAAUUGUCCAUGCAUGGUGGAUAAAAAGUGCUCUAAAAACUUUCCAAAACAAUUCAGUAAUCAUUCGUCUGUAGAUCAGAAUGGUUUUCCGUUAUAUAGGCGAAGAAACGAUGGUCAUUUUGUAGAAAAAUCAGGUGUAAGGUUGGAUAAUAGAAAUGUUGUUCCAUACAACAAAUAUCUAUUGAAAAGAUAUCAGGCACAUAUUAAUAUUGAAUGGUGCAAUCAGGGAUCUUCUAUAAAGUAUUUGUUUAAAUACAUAAAUAAGGGUCCUGAUAGAGCUACAGUUGCUGUUAUACCAACUAACAAUGAAUGUGAAAAUAAUGAUGCGGUCGAUGAAAUAGCUGAAUAUUAUGAUUGUAGAUAUUUAUCAGCAUGUGAAGCAUCAUGGCGAAUUUUUUCAUAUGAUGUUCAUUGCAGAUAUCCUUCUGUUGUCAGACUGCCUUUUCAUCUUCCUAAUCAACAACAGAUUGUAUAUGGUGAAGACGAUGAUAUUGAUGAUGUUCUUGACAAACCUUCUGUUGCGGCUUCAAAGUUCACAGCUUGGAUGGAAUGUAAUGCAAUCGACAGUGAAGCACGAAAACUCACAUAUGUUGAAUUCCCUACAAAGUUUGUUUGGAUAUUAAAUGGUCGGUUUUGGAAGCGAAGGAAAGUAGGAAAAGCCAUCGGUAGAAUUCAUUCUGUUUCACCUAAACUAGGUGAGGCAUAUUUCUUAAGAUUUCUUUUAAAUAAAGUAAAAGGACCAACAUCAUUUGAUGAUAUUCGCACGGUAAAUGGUCAAACACAUUCUUCUUUUAGAGAUGCUUGUUAUAAACUCGGGUUAUUAGAUGAUGACAAGGAAUACAUUGAUGCAAUUAAAGAAGCAAGUCAUUUUGGAUCUGUAUGUCAAAAGCAGAGGUCGUUUGGGAAAAUACAUGGGAAUAUUUGGCAGAUGGAAUUCUAUAUAGACAACGACAAAGAUUUAAGUCUGCAGAAUUGUCACUCGGAGUAG